Molecule: messenger RNA, 1828 nt
Organism: Siniperca chuatsi (mandarin fish)
Lineage: Eukaryota; Metazoa; Chordata; Actinopteri; Centrarchiformes; Sinipercidae
Gene: arl1
Product: ADP-ribosylation factor-like 1
Exons: 6
Coding region: 132-677 (181 amino acids)
Biological process (GO): vesicle-mediated transport; intracellular protein transport
Cellular component (GO): cytoplasm; Golgi apparatus
Molecular function (GO): GTPase activity; GTP binding
Source: RefSeq, a predicted model, not a curated record
CGAAUGUUGCGAAACAAAAUCCACGCGAGAGUUGGUGACAUCGUUCAGCGACACGUCAGCCACACGGAAGAAGGUCUCCAUCCAACUUGCCAGUGUUGUAUUGCUGAUAUAAGUACCGUAGUGUUAUCGAAAUGGGUGGUUUCUUCUCUAGUAUCUUUUCGGGCCUGUUCGGCACCAGGGAGAUGAGGAUUUUGAUCCUGGGUUUAGACGGCGCAGGAAAAACAACCAUUCUGUACCGGCUGCAGGUCGGAGAGGUUGUCACCACAAUCCCCACAAUCGGCUUCAACGUCGAGACAGUCACAUACAAGAAUCUGAAGUUCCAGGUGUGGGAUCUGGGAGGACAGACGAGUAUCAGGCCCUACUGGCGGUGUUAUUACUCAAACACAGAUGCAGUCAUAUACGUCGUUGAUAGCAGUGACCGCGACAGGAUGGGCAUCUCAAAGUCUGAGCUGGUGGCCAUGUUGGAGGAGGAAGAGCUAAAGAAAGCUAUCCUGGUGGUAUUUGCAAACAAGCAGGACAUGGACCAGGCAAUGACGCCCACUGAGGUGGCCACCGCUCUGGGCCUUCCUGCCCUCAAAGACAGAAAAUGGCAGAUCUUCAAGACCUCGGCCACAAAGGGCACGGGCCUGGAUGAGGCAAUGGAAUGGCUGGUGGAUUCCCUGAAGAGUCGACAGUAAAGGCUUCCACCCAGUCUGUAUAUACUCCUGACCUUUGACCCUUCUGUAUGAAGCCUUGUGACUGACCCUUGGACCAUUGAUUGCACUCCUCCCCACUUCAACCCACCUGAAGCCUUGGCCAAGCCCUCCCAAUGCCUAACGCCUUUCAAGCCUGGGACUUAGAAGCGAAGGCUGCAGUAAUGUCUGGACCGGACACAAACACAAUGAGCCCCAUCUCUCCCAAUGCUGGUGGCACAAGUGAAGGUUUUAGAGAGCUGUAUGACUUCAGUGAUGGAUGGGCAGCAAGUUAGUAUCUACAUUUUUGUGUUUUGCAAAUGCAAAAAAAUCCUAAACACCUGUGAACAGACAUGUUAAAUGUUGCUAAUUUUAUCAAUCCAUUUGUAAAAGUGUCAACACUCAUAAGUUAUCAUGCAUCAAGAGGAAUCAAUAAAUACGGCUCUGUGAAAAGCCUAUCCACACUGACCCUCUGUAGCAUUUCUAAAAUCAGGUGUCUUCACUGGACAAUGCAUCAGUUAGCUUCAUCUUCUCCCUGAGGUGUUAAGUCAUUUGCAUGUGGUGAAGCCAGAAGAUGAUCAGUAGUUGAUGGGCACUAAUGUCAGCAAAAAGAUGCAAUGAAGAUCCACCAGGAGGCAACCAGAGACGAGGACACAUCAUCACUGAGAAGCAGCUGCUUGAUUGCCAACUCAGACAAUUUUUAAAUAGUAUGCUGGACUAGCCAUACAGUACUGAAUUUCCAUGUUCAGUGCAGCAAAUAUGAAAUCCAACUCUGUAAACAAUCUGCUGGCUUGUAUGAAAUGUUCUGAUUUACUUUGGGAAAUCCCAAAUUUGUGCUCAAACUGUUUAAAAAAAAAAAAAAAAAAAAAACUCCAUAUCUACUAUGUCCUCUGGCCAAGUGUUACUGCAGCCUGGGCUGUUUUUGUACUAUAUAGUGAGGCAGAUGCGAUGCCAUGGAUUUCUAUUGUUUUUUCCUCCUGUUCAUUUGUGUUGUUCCCACUUAAAAAAAAAAAAAAAAAAUUGUAGUACAGCUGAGUACAGCUUUGGUAUUUUAGUUACUGAACACUAACUGCAUGCUCGAAGUUUUAUGGUUGCAUAUUUAUAUCUGCUUGUACAGUGAAAAUGGUUCUCAGUAAAGAUUCCUAUCAGUGAUUGUA